Messenger RNA from Lathyrus oleraceus (garden pea), 1279 nucleotides. Its product is annotated as CRIB domain-containing protein RIC7. Lineage: Eukaryota; Viridiplantae; Streptophyta; Magnoliopsida; Fabales; Fabaceae. The coding region runs from base 431 to 1054 and encodes 207 amino acids. The record is from RefSeq and is a predicted model, not a curated record. The transcript has 5 exons.
AGGGUUGGAAUGAUCAAAAACCACUUCUCUUCAAUUUUUCACUUUUGAGAUUUUUGAUUCCACCCUCAAAGUCUCCCUCCUCUUGGUUGGUUUCUUCCUCCCACAAAAUUAAAAAUUAGAAAGAAAAAACACCAACCAAGAAGCAUGUUCAUCUCUUUUUUUGCAUGACUUCUCUCUCUCAUUCACCCUCUUUUGUUUAUGUUUCCUUCACUCUCCUUCAUGCAUGGUCUUAAGGUUUUUUGUUUCCACAUUAGUUGGAGCUAGGCCUAUUAAGUCAUGUUGUGAUUAAUUUUAAAUUUUUUUUAUUUCUUCUCAAAGAUAUAUCAAGGAAGAUACUUUUAGUUGGUUUCAUUGAAGAUUGAAGGUUGAAGAAUAAACACCUAGGUUUUUGGUGCAAAUAUAUCAAGAAGAGUUUCUUUUCUGAUAACUAAUGUCGACUAAGGUGAAAGGCCUUCUUAAAGGACUUAGAUACAUUUCUCAAAUAUUUGAUGAGAAAGAAGAUGAAAUUCAAAUUGGAUUCCCAACAGAUGUAAAGCAUGUAGCACAUAUUGGAUCAGAUGAUCCUUCAGCAAAUGCACCUAGCUGGAUGAAUGAGUAUAAAGGAACAAAUCCAUCCGGAACAAUAGACGCUACUGAGAUACCUGAAGGAGACAAUAAAAAAUCAUCGAAUUCAAAAGAAAAAUCAUCAAAGGUUCGGCAUUUAAUUCCAAAAUCAAGACACCAAUCAAUUGACACUGAAGCCAACUCAACAACCAAGAAAAAAACACGUCGCCAUCUCCGAUCAUCAGAUCCAUCUGCAGAAACCUCAGCACAAGAUUCAUCGGGUGGUUCUCGACAUAGACGACACCGUCGUGGCUCAAAUCAUGACUCUGAUUCACAGUCAACCGAUGCUUCAUCAGUAAAAUCCCAUCAGAGAAAAUCCAAGAACUCAGAAGAUGGUUCGGUGCGAAAGCCUUCUUCAAAAAGAUCAUCUAAAGGGGAUUCAUUAACCGAUAUCUCUCUUUCAGAUUUUGGAUCUGGGUCUAUCCAAGAUAUUGGAGACGAACCUAAAUAGAAUUUAAGUUUAAAUAAAAUUUAAUUUUAAUGGAAAUGAGUGGGAGAGAAAAUAAAAACAUGUUUAGAUUGCUUUAUUUAAGCUUUUCUAAUGACAUAAACACUUUUAAGAGUGUUUGAGAAAACUUAUAAAAAUAACUUAUGACAUAUUCAUAAGAUGUUUCUAGUUUAUUUUCAUAAAUUCUUUACGAUAAUUUAUGAAAAUAAUUUAUAGAUUACACAAAAA